AUGGAUCUUCCUUUCGAGAAUUCUCUUACAUUAGAGUUAUUUAAUGAACCUUUAACACAAAAUUUAGUUUCAGAAUCAGUUACCUCCCUCAAAUUGCCAGUAUAUAACCAAAUGAUUCUUCCGAAUUCUAUUCCAUUAAAUGUAACAUCAAUCUCAUUACCAUCUCACAACCACAUCAUUAUUCCAGAAUCUAUUCCUUCAUCAGUUACAUCACUAUCAUUACCAUCAUACAACCAAAUUAUUAUUCCAAAUUCAAUUCCAAAAUCAAUAAAAUCACUUAUAUUAGAAUCAUUUAAUCAAAAUAUUAUACCCCACUCAUUACCUAACUCAAUAUUCUUACUUUCAUUACCAUCCUAUAAUUUACCUCUGGUCUCCAGUUUGAGUACAUCAUCAAUUACAUCCCUAUCGCUAAAAUCAUUUAAUCAACCUCUUGUACCAAACUCAAUUCCAUCAUCAGUAACGUUCCUCUCAUUAUCUUCAUUUAAUCAUCCUCUUAAACCAAAUGUAAUUCCACAAUCAGUUAAAUAUCUAAAACUGUCAUCAUACAAUCAAAUCAUUACACCUUAUUCAAUACCAUCAUCCGUUGAAUACCUUGUAUUAUCAUCCUAUAACCAACCAAUUACACCAAAUUCAAUUUUAGAAGAAAUUAUUCCACAAAAUACACAUACACUGGAUCUUGGUUCCUAUAAACAUGUAGAAUCAUUAUCCAAUCUUCCAUCAUCCAUUAUAAACCUUUCAUUAGAUGCAACCGAUUGUCUUUUUUCAAACGAUGAAAUCAAAGCAAUCAUUCCAAAAACUAUCUUUAAUAUAAAUUUAAAAAGAAAAUAA
Molecule: messenger RNA, 828 nt
Organism: Dictyostelium purpureum
Lineage: Eukaryota; Evosea; Eumycetozoa; Dictyosteliales; Dictyosteliaceae
Exons: 1
Coding region: 1-828 (275 amino acids)
Source: RefSeq, a predicted model, not a curated record